CAACGUAUCCAUGGUUACCGCCAACACAUCUGCUGAGCACACCGAGCUGCGUUCAAUGAGGGGAACAAAAUCGUCAUGGCGCUACCAUUUCUACCUGGGAAUUCUUGUAAAGAGUUGCUAAAGGACAAAUUCCACAAAUCCCAACAUUUUGACUACUCCAGCGAUGUUCCUCUCCUGGCCGGGAUAGAGAAGCCAGGCAUCGGAGGUGAGCUGUUGCUGGGACAGAAGUUCAAACCCAAAUAUUCCGUCUAUCCCAGAGGAGCAACCGGUGGAUUACCAUCAUGGAUGGCUUUUGACAAACAGGCGCUGUGUUUUGAGGCGUACUUCCAGGAAGCGGUGCCAGAAGCUCCCAAUGAGACCUACAGGAUCCGCAAGUGUAAGAUCUACUUCUACCUGGAGGACGAUACCAUGCAAGUGGUGGAACCAGAGUAUAAAAACAGUGGAAUCCCUCAAGGAACUCUAAUUCGUCGCCAACGCAUCCCACUGCCUCCGCCCAAUGAGGACCAGUUCUUCAACGUGUUCCACUUUAACCUCAACCAGGAGAUAGUGCUGUUCUCUCACACGUUCACCACCACCAACUGUGAUCAGUUCACGAGGAACUUUCUCACCAAAUGUGGCGUCAUUCUCAAUGACCCCAUCCCUGUGCCAGAGGACCCCUAUCGCAGCCUCAGGGAAAAGAUAGAGAAAAGCAUGAGUCCCCGGCGGCCAUACGAGAAGCGAGACACUCUGAAACAGUUCCUGGACCACGACCGCAAAGUCCUCCGUUUCUUCUGCUUCUGGGACGACAGCAAGGUCAUCUUCGGAGAGCUCCGAGAACUGGUGCUGCACUACUUCCUGGCCGAUGACACCAUAGAGAUCAGGGAGGUGAUCCCACCAAAUUCUGGGAGAGUCUCCGUGUCCAAAUUCCUCCGUCGAAGCAAACUACCCAAGCGUGCUUCAAACCAGUUGGCGCUACCAGGAGAGGCGACGAACCGCACCGUGCUCAACGUGUUGGCCUCCACCAGGCAAGGAGAUCGCUACAUGCUGGAUAGUCUCAAAACAGGAGCUAUUCAGGAGGAGUUCUACAAGGACUUUGAUCUGACGGUAGGCGGCGAGCUGAACGUGUGGGGCAGGAAAGUGAUCAUCGCUGACUGCGAUGACUUCACCAAAGACUACUACCGCUCCAAAUAUGGCAUAGAGGACUUCACCCCGGUACAGUACAAAGCUGCCGUAUCCCCCAAUCCCCCGAGGCUUGUACCUCCGUAUAACGGCUUUGGCUCAGAGGAGGACUCGCUAAGCUCCUGCCAGCGCCUGCUUCCCAAACCCCCACAGAAAGAUCUCCACAAAUUCAUGGAGUAUGACAGACGUGGCCUUGAGAGCAAUGUGCUGACAUUCCACGCCAAGAUGGUGACCACCAGUCAUGUGGACAGCGACAGGGAGUUCAUCAUCUCCUUCUACCUGAGCGACGACUCUAUCAGCGUGUUUGAGCGCUCUCAAAAGAACUCAGGUGUACUUGGCGGCAUGUUUCUGGCCAGGGGCCGCGUGAAGAAACCGGGACAGGAGUUGUUUAAGAGCGAGCCCUCAGAGUACUUCACAGCCCAUGAUCUGUACGUAGGAGCCGCCAUCUGCCUCAACAACAGGCAGUUCCAACUCCUCGAUGCUGAUGAGUACACCUUCAACUACUUUGAAAAACAUGCCGAGCAGUUCCCCAAGGCCGAUAUAGGCAUCAUCCUGGGUAAAUUACGAUCAAUUCCAGAGGAGAAGCAGCGGGAGCUCCGUAACUUUCUGGCUCUUGGCGACCCCGCCAACACCGGCUUUGUUGCCUUUGCAUCCUUCAGGGACCUACUGAUGGAUAUGGAGUGCGGUCUGACGGAGCAUGAGGUUCUGGUGCUUGGCCGAUCCUUCGCCGAGCACAAGCAGUCUGAGGUGGAUGUGGGCCUGAUGCUGGCCGUGGCCCAGGACUUCCUCAGGAAGAAGGACUUUGACCAGCUGCCCGACAUGGCCCGAGUGUUCGAACACAGUGACCCAAACAAAACAGGCCGCAUCUCCCUUAAAGGGGCGAUGGCCAUCUGCAAGACCUUCCAGCUUCCUGUGUCUGACAACCUGCUCACAUGUCUGAUCCACAAGUUUGCAGACGGCGACCAGAUCGACUACAAUGCCUUCCUGGCUGGCAUCAACUGGCUGGAGCACCCUGCUCCCCCAGUGACGCCUGACGACACUUUAAAGUUCGACGUGAAAAUGCGGAGCGAUGCCCGCGGAGUGAAAAACAUCCAUUACUUCUCCCUGCUGCAGGACCUCUUCCCCGGCGUCUCCAACACGGCUGACCCGGAGAGCGCCACUUCAGCGUAGAUGAGUGCAACAUGCGACACAUGCAUCUCAACAUGACGCUUUAGCCCAAUCCAAACCAAGAAAGAAGUAACCGUGCUAAAGUUUAGUGCAAUCUGUGCGGUUCGAGGCUCUCACAGCGUACAGCUAGGCUUUAAAACGGAACCACAUUUCAGGUCAAGGCGGGUCAGGCUCACACACAUAAUGACUACAGGUAUUACGCUGCAUUGUGCAGAAUUUAUACCAGAGGAAAUUGGCUUCAACGGAAGAAACAGACAAUCACGGCUGUCAGCUCCCAGCUGUGGAAACAACAGGUACAGAUGAACUCUCGCGCUCCAUCCAAAAGCAAGAAUGAGCCAAUUUUUAGGAUCUUUUAUUAUCGGAGCUGAAUCUCACUGAAAGGAGAGUUGAUUAAGUAUAUUUUUAGUCAUUUAAUCAAUUAGUCAUCAUGUUUUCCUGUUGUUGUGGGCAGUGGAUAUACUGUAUAUACAAGAAGCAAUUAUUAAUCAAUGCAUGGUAUUAGUACAUAAGAUUUACUUGAAAACAGAUGUGUCCAAAGUGCGCUCCAAACCAUUGACUGGCUGGUGGCAUACUGUACAAAAUACAAUUUUACAGAAUAACGGCAAAAAAAAACAAAACAGCAAAAACAGCACGGCAUUAAGAACAAAUGAAUAACAAAAAUAUUUGUCUUUAAAUAUGAAUUAUUUUGUUUAGCCUUUUUACAAAAUGAAAGUGCCCGCCACCCCCCACAUUUUUUGUUCAGUAUGUGGCACCAGUGGGUAGGGAUGAUGUUUGAUAAGGAAUUAUCGAGUUCGAGCCUAUUAUCGAAUCCUCUUAUCGAACCGAUUCCUUAUCGAUUCUCUUAUCGAGUCCAGAUAGGUUGUUGUAUAUGGAAAAAAACACACAAUAUUUGGUUUAACAAAAGCUCACUUUUAUUAUAUAAUAAAAAAAUAAAAUCUAAUAAAUAAAAAAAUAUUGACUGUUCCCCACCUAAAAAAUAAAAUAAAAUAAAUAAAUAUUGACUGUUGUUACCCAAAGUAUAUUAAGUGGGAUUUUUCAGAGAAACAAAUAUAUACAGUAACACAAAAACAACCUGUCUCUGUGAUCACUAUAGGUGUAUAAAUAAUAAUAUAGUGUUAAAUAAAAUCAGUCCCUUGGGCACUAAACUGAAAAUAAUACAGCUCUCCAAAAAGUGCACUUCUGCUGCUAUUUGACAUAACUGUUUGUUAUGAUGCUUUGACAUUUUUGCACUUUAUUUCUUUAUUGAAAGAAAAUUCUAUGAAGAGAAAAGUUCUUUGCAAAUGUGGUUACAAUGCUAAAAAAUGAAAAGUUAAAAGCUAAAAAAAGAAAUACACUUUAUUGAGUUAACAUUAUUUCUUUAUAGGGGGAAAAAUGUUAUGAGCGAGAGAAUAUAACAACUACACUACCCAUCAUGCAACGGGAGUUACGAGCAUGCGCGGUAGCCCCGAAAAGUGUUGCAUGUUGCCACGCUGUGAAAGUAAACGUCAAGAACUCAGCCAACACGCCUCGUCUGCAUUAUUUAUAAUUAGACAGACAACACAUCUACAGUGUGAUUUUGUUUUGUUUACAAGGAAAGAAAAACAAAAGUUAAAAAAGGGAGAUAUGUUGUAUAUAUAUGUAUGUGCUGCGGUUGUUUUAAGAACGUUGCGACAGCUGCCGUAAAGGAGGUGCGUUGCUAGCCUGGUUGCUAUGUUUCCGGUUGGUCGUAAAAGUGUUCGUCAUGUGUUUUACCCUGCUAAAAUCUCUCAGUAAAGUUAUUCGAUGGAUGAUAGCUUUUGUUUUGAACUUUAUUACACCUUGGAGCGCUUUUUCCCGUCCAUUGUUUUCCUGCUUUCGCUAUCUGCGCCUAAUGACUGAGCUACGUGACGUCAAUUCUUGUGAUGUCCCACGGAGCAUUUCUGGUCGGGACGGGAUUCGAAUAAAGAAUCAACUCUUUUCCUUUACUAUAGUGGUCUCGAUAACGGGUACCGGUUCUCAAAAAGGGAUUCGAGUCCGAGGACUCGGUUCUUUUCUUAUCAAACAACCGGGAAAACCGGUUUCGAGUAUCAUCCCUACUAGUGGAAAAGUUUUGGACACACCUGACUUGAAAAAAAGACAAUAAAUAAAAACUGCUACUAAAUAUAUUCACAGUUUAUGCAUGCAAAUACCUCCUUGACACAAGUGAAAAUGGGAAUUAAAAUGUGAAAUGAUUACUCAUGUUUUUGUGAUUUGUUUGCUGUUCGAUAAAUAGCAGAUAAUCCUAUGAUCUUGCAAGAAUAAUAAUAGUUUUACAUUUUACAGCAGUAAAAGCGGGUAACUUUUCUUUACAUUUGUAAUAGGCAUGCUAAAAUGUAACUUACAAUAUUGCCCCCACAGUUAAUGAAGGUUAUUUAUGUUUCCAUUAUUUCUUACUGGGGGUGAAAUAGCUUCCAAAUCCAACAAUCAAGGGUGGAAUAGCACCUUUAAACAUGUGGCUGUGUUACAGACAAACAUUGAAGGGUUCGGGGAUCACUCUCGUCUUACCCGAGAACAUACAGGAUCAGCUCCACUUGCAUGCUUUAUUGUUGUUCUGCUGCACAGCGCUGCCUUGUAAAAGGCGACGCAGAAAGAGGCUGUAAAUGUCUGCGGGGGUUAACAGGAUCUGAGCCGGGGUUUUAUGCGGGCUCUGAUUCAGUCAUGGCUAAUCGACCUAGUCUAAACAGAUAUCGGAGAUCAAGAGUCGGGGGGCUUUUCUGUUCAGUGGCCUCUUGACAACCCUUACACUGUUCCACCUUCAAACAAUGCAGUUCCAUGUAUAGUGACUACAGCCUGUCGAGGCUAAUAUCUUGUGUUCCAAAAAUAUUAAUUAUGAGGCAUUUUUUUGUCUGGUGGACAUAAAGAAGUUGAAGUAGUUGCUCACCAGGUUAAAAGAUUAACCAGGAUUGGCUUUGAUCUGUAGAGAAAAUACUUGGUCAAAGUUCACGAGCAACAAGAUAAUCAAUUUACAACAAACCACAUGGACUAUUGGCUCAUAUCAAAGUGCUUAAUGAGCACUUUUUAGAUCGAUAAUUUUGUUGUCUAUACCCUCUCAUAUGGCGGUGCAGCAGUGGGGAAAUGUGUUUUUAUAUCAGAAAUCAUUAGAAAUAAGUAAAAGGGGCCCUAUUAUGCAAAACCAACUUUUCUUACCUAUUGGUCUGCAUAAGUCACGAAAAUUUGAAAUCAAACCAUGGAGGUAUUGUGGAGAUAUUUUUAAAACAAUCUUGCCUUCCUUCAUACUUCUUCCAAACAAGCUGUUUGGAAUUUGCCCCAAUUGUUACGUUCUUCCCAGGUGUGACGUCAGCUGAUUAUCCAUAUAUGGUAGAAAUUUACCCAAAGUGCUUUGCUCGAAUCCGCCAUUGCAGUCUCUACUGUCGUCAACAAGUUACUUCUUUUUUCUCUAUCUUCUUGUGGUGGAGCAGACUGGCUCGUACAUGCACAUGCAUCCUCCGCUGUUGCCAUUCCUAAUACAAAGUAGCGUAUAGUUCGAACUUAUAUCUGUCAGUAGACUCGCUGUGGAAGCGCUAAAGACCGGGAGAAGACGCUGUCGAAGUAGAGCCAUGUAAAAUGACCGCCUACUAAACGACGCAUUCUGAAGAAACGGUCAGAAAAAGCGAUCUGUAAAACAUUUUGACCAAGAGAAACAUCACAUGUUAGGCGCACCACAAGGAAGUGUUUUAAAUGUAGAAAAAGUAUUUAUUAAGAUCCCUUUUAAUUUUCCUAAGUGAACUCUCCUGAAGGAAUCAAUAAAGUACUAUCUAUCUAUCGUUAAGUAAGUCGUAGUAGUAAUUCUAAAAACACUGAAAAUAUUAAUACUACAGUAGUAUUGGACACAAGAGAAGACCUAACCAAUCAGAGCACACUGUUCAUUAUCAUGGCCACUGAUUGGCUCAGCCUCAGGCAGCAUUACUAUAUUGGAUUAAAAUAAUAUAAAGGUGACUAAAGAGUGUUAUUUCAUGUCUUUCGUGGUAAAAAAUGAAAGUAUUUAGAAGGUCGUCAAUAGAUUUGUAAUGCUCCAGCUAUGAAAAUAUUCAACUUACCUCUGUCAUGAUCUGUGGUCUGGAUUAUGUUUUUGUUAUUUUCUGUUUGCGCUCCCUUGUUUGUUUAGUUACCAUGGCAACUUAUUAGUUUCACCUGCCUCAUGUGUUCGGGACACGCACUUGCUCUAAUUAAGAGACUAUUAUUCAAGCCUGUCUUUGCCAGUUAGUCGGGCUGGCGACAUUGCUCUUUUCAUGCUCGUUUCAUGCCAUUGCUUCAUUCAUGCCGCAGUAAGUCUUGUUCGUUCUAUGCCAUAGUUUGGUUAGUUGUUUUCUAUGUCCAUAGUUCAGUCUAAGUGUUAGCGUAUGUUUCCUGCGUUAAGUUUUGUGUUCCUUAGCCUCUCGUGCAAUCGGCGCGCUUUCCUUUUGUUUUAGUUCCUGUCUUUUGUCCUGUGUAGUUAGAUUAAUAAUAAAUAUGUUCCUACCUGCUACCUUUGUCCGGAAAAGUCAGAUUGCAGUAAGCUGCAAAAAACCCCUCGUUGUGACAACCUCAUAUUAAAGCCUUUGAUAAGCACUUUCUAUAUAUGUAAUUGUUUUGUCAGUAUACCCUCAUAUGAUGAUGCAACUGUUUGGAAAAGGUCUUACUUAAAACAUCUUAAUGGUCCCUUUUCAAACUCAUAUUCACCAUAUAGGUUAUAGAUAGGUCACACACUAUAUCAGGGGUCACCAACGUGGUGCCCGCGGGCACCAGGUAGUCCGCAAGGACCAGAUGAGUAGCCCGCUGGCCUGUUCUAAAAAGAGCUCAAAUAGCAGCACUUACCAGUGAGCUGCCUCUAUUUUUUAAAUUGUAUUUAUUUACUAACAAGCUGGUCUCGCUUUGCCCGACAUUUUUAAUUCUAAGAGGGACAAAACUCAAAUAGAAUUUGAAAAUCCAAGAAAAUAUUUUAAAGACUUGGUCUUCUUUUGUUUAAAUAAAUUCAUUAA
Entelurus aequoreus (snake pipefish) is the source of this 7280-nucleotide messenger RNA. It is a transcript of the gene efhc2, whose product is annotated as EF-hand domain (C-terminal) containing 2. Lineage: Eukaryota; Metazoa; Chordata; Actinopteri; Syngnathiformes; Syngnathidae. Gene Ontology annotation, cellular component: microtubule. Bases 76 to 2328 code for a protein of 750 amino acids. The record is from RefSeq and is a predicted model, not a curated record. The transcript has 15 exons. Gene Ontology annotation, biological process: regulation of neuron projection development.